AGGAGGAGGAGUAUAUAGAGGAACACAGGGGUCUGUACUAGGACGUGAUGAUGGAGAAUCACCGGCCCCUCACAUCACUGGAUGGGCCCAGUAACAGAGAUACCCCAGAGAGAUGUCCCCGUCCUCUGUAUUCCCAGGAUUGUACAGAGGAGAAUCACAGGACCCCACAGGAGGAUCAGGUAGAACGUCUGUCUGAUAUUAAGGCAGAAGAUAUAGAGGAAGAAGAAGAGACGUAUGUGAUGGAUAUAAAGGCAGAAGAUAUAGAGGGAGAAGAAGAGACGUAUGUGACUGAUAUAAAGGCAGAAGAUAUAGAGGGAGAAGAAGAGACGUAUGUGACUGAUAUAAAGGCAGAAGAUAUAGAGGGAGAAGAAGAGACAUAUGUGACUGAUAUAAAGGCAGAAGAUAUAGAGGGAGAAGAAGAGAAGUAUGUGACUGAUAUGAAGGCAGAAGAUAUAGAGGGAGAAGAAGAGACGUAUGUGACUGAUAUGAAGGCAGAAGAUAUAGAGGGAGAAGAAGAGACGUAUGUGACUGAUAUAAAGGCAGAAGAUAUAGAGGGAGAAGAAGAGACGUAUGUGACUGAUAUAAAGGCAGAAGAUAUAGAGGGAGAAGAAGAGACGUAUGUGAGGGGUGAUCAGCAGUGUAAGGAGGAGGAGAUCCCUACAGAUAUCACAGAUGGACACACAAGCAGGAAUAUCUCAGAAGGACAUCUAAUGUUAUCCCCGGAUUGCGAAAUAAGAGAUAAUGACAGUAAACCAGAUUUUCCAGGAGCUAACCCCAUUACCCCAAUUAUACAUCUAGCUCUAUCAGCUGGUCCCCCUGAUCCUAGGAAAUGUUCUCCUGAUCACUCUGAUAUUGGUGCAUCUGUUACAGCUCUGAGAGUAGAUACAGAGUUUUCAUGUGCUAUAGAUACCAAAUGUUUUACACAGAACACAAAGCCUAUUAACCCACAGGCAGGUGAGAGGCCAUUUCUAUGUUCUGAGUGUGGGAAAUGUUUUGCAUACAAAUCAUAUCUUGUUAGACAUCAGAGAAGUCACACAGCUGAGAGGCCAUUUCCAUGUUCUGAGUGUGGGAAAUGUUUUGCAUACAAAUCACAUCUUGUUAAACAUCAGCAAAGUCACACAGGUGAGAAGCCAUUUCCAUGUUCUGAGUGUGGGAAAUGUUUUGCACACAAAUCAGAUCUUGUUAUACAUCAAAGAAGUCACACAGGUGAGAGGCCAUUUUCUUGCUCUGAGUGUGGAAAAUGUUUUAUCCAGAAAUUACAUCUUGUUAUACAUCAAAGAAGUCACACAGGUGAGAAGCCAUUUCCAUGUUCUGAGUGUGGGAAAUGUUUUGCCCACAAAACAGAUCUCGUUAGACAUAACAGACAUCACACAGGUGAGAAGCCAUUUUCUUGCUCGGAGUGUGGGAAAUGUUUUGCACUCAAAGCAGAUCUAGUUUUACAUCAGAGACGUCACACAGGGGAGAAGCCAUUUCCAUGUUCUAAGUGUGGGAAAUGUUUCGCACACAGAUCAGAUCUUAUUAAACAUCAGAGACGUCACACAGGCGAGAAGCCAUUUCCAUGUUCUGAGUGUGGGAAAUGUUUCGCACACAGAUCAGAUCUUAUUAAACAUCAGAGAUGUCACACAGGUGAGAAGCCAUUUCCAUGUUCUGAGUGUGGGAAAUGUUUUGCACGCAAAUCAUAUCUUGUUAUACAUCAGAGACGUCACACAGGUGAGAAGCCAUUUCCAUGUCCUGAGUGUGGGAAAUGUUUUGUACACAAAUCAGAUCUUGUUAUGCAUCAGAGAAGUCACACAGGUGAGAAGCCAUUUCCAUGUUCUGAGUGUGGGAAAUGUUUUGCACACAAAUCAUAUCUUGUUAUACAUCAGAGACGUGAGAAGCUAUUUCCAUGUUUUGAGUGUGGGAAAUGUUUUGCACACAGAUCAGAUCUUGUUAAACAUCAGGGACGUCACACAGGUCAGAGGCCAUUUCCAUACAUAAAUCAGCACAAUAGAAAUCACUCAGGUGAGAAACCAUUUUAA
Messenger RNA from Pseudophryne corroboree (corroboree frog), 2018 nucleotides. Its product is annotated as oocyte zinc finger protein XlCOF22-like. Gene Ontology annotation, cellular component: transcription regulator complex; chromatin; PcG protein complex. The transcript is spliced from 5 exons. Gene Ontology annotation, biological process: regulation of transcription by RNA polymerase II. Gene Ontology annotation, molecular function: DNA-binding transcription factor activity, RNA polymerase II-specific; RNA polymerase II cis-regulatory region sequence-specific DNA binding. The record is from RefSeq and is a predicted model, not a curated record. NCBI's taxonomy places the organism in Eukaryota, Metazoa, Chordata, Amphibia, Anura, Myobatrachidae. The coding region runs from base 48 to 2018 and encodes 656 amino acids.